AUGGAUGCAGGUUCAAUGAAUUCGUCUUCCAACUUGAAGGGACAACCCAGAUACCCACUUCAAGAACAUUUUCUUCAGAGAAAAAACUCCAAAGAAAAUUUGGACAGAUUCAUCCCCAACCGAUCGGCAAUGGACUUUGAUUACGCCCAUUUCAUGCUGACAGAAGGCAAGAAAGGUAAGGAGAAUCCGGCCGUCAGUUCGCCUUCCCGGGAGGCAUACAGGAAGCAACUUGCAGAGACAUUCAACAUGAACAGAACUAGAAUUCUCGCCUUCAAGAACAAGCCGCCAACGCCUGUUGAACUCAUUCCUCAGGAGCAUUCCACCACUUCUGUUCAACAGACUAAAUUGGCCAAACCCCGCAGGCAUAUCCCUCAGACUUCUGAGAGGACAUUGGAUGCUCCGGAUCUUGUGGAUGAUUACUACCUCAACUUAUUGGAUUGGGGAAGUAGCAAUGUUCUUGCAAUAGCUCUUGGAAGCACAGUGUAUUUGUGGGAUGCUUCAGAUGGUUCAACCUCAGAACUUGUCACAGUUGAUGAGGAAAAUGGCCCUGUCACAAGUGUCAAUUGGGCGCCGGAUGGGCGCCACAUUGCAGUUGGGUUGAACAAUUCUGAAGUACAAUUGUGGGAUUCUGCUUCCAACAGACAGCUAAGAACUCUGAGGGGCGGCCACAGAUCGAGAGUGGGAUCAUUGGCUUGGAACAAUCAUAUUCUGACCACUGGAGGAAUGGAUGGUCAGAUUAUUAACAAUGAUGUGAGAAUUAGAGAUCACAUUGUGGAGACUUAUAGAGGUCACACUCAAGAGGUUUGUGGCCUGAAAUGGUCAGCUUCAGGCCAGCAAUUAGCCAGUGGAGGCAAUGAUAAUCUUCUCCACAUAUGGGACAGGUCCACGGCCUCUUCAAAUUCUCCCACACAGUGGCUGCACAGGCUGGAGGAGCACACUUCUGCAGUCAAGGCCCUUGCCUGGUGCCCUUUCCAGGGCAAUUUGUUGGCCACUGGAGGCGGUGGUGGAGACCGGUGCAUCAAGUUCUGGAACACUCACACAGGUGCAUGUUUGAACUCGGUGGAUACCGGCUCUCAAGUUUGUGCUUUGUUGUGGAACAAGAAUGAAAGAGAGCUGCUUAGCUCUCAUGGGUUCACUCAGAAUCAGCUCACUUUGUGGAAGUAUCCUUCAAUGGUGAAAAUGGCUGAGCUUACAGGCCAUUCUUCCAGGGUCCUUUUCAUGGCACAGAGCCCAGAUGGUUGCACAGUGGCAUCAGCAGCUGCUGAUGAAACACUCAGAUUUUGGAAUGUUUUUGGGGCUCCAGAAGUUGCCAAGCCUGCUCCAAAGCCAAUCCGGGAGCCAUUCGCUCAGUUGAACCGCAUCCGGUGAUUCGAGCAAGAGAAACAUUACAACGGAUUUCCAGGACAAAACAUUGCCUGAAGACUUUGUAUAUGCAACUGAUAUUGAGUCAUAUAUACUUGCUUGUGUCCGAAGACGAAUGGUUCAACUACUUGUUGGUGUGUGGCGAUCUCAAUCAAUCUAUUAUCAUGGUUCCCUUUCAGUCCAAUGAAAUCCCAAGUUAAAUAAAUUUGCUGCAUUUCUAAUUCUUGGGGAAUUGGGAUAUUGUACUAGCGCAAAGUUGCUGGGUGGUGCAUAAAUGAAGUACUUGCAAAUAUUUAUACUUUAGUGAAUGUGAAUACCUGUUUUUUUCCUUCCGUGGACGUAGUCAUUUGAUACGAGUCGGAUGAUGAACCACGUUAAAUUUCUGUGUCUUUGUGUGA
Pistacia vera is the source of this 1760-nucleotide messenger RNA. RefSeq names its product cell division cycle 20.2, cofactor of APC complex-like. The coding region runs from base 1 to 1368 and encodes 455 amino acids. The transcript has 5 exons. Gene Ontology annotation, biological process: positive regulation of ubiquitin protein ligase activity; anaphase-promoting complex-dependent catabolic process; positive regulation of anaphase-promoting complex-dependent catabolic process. NCBI's taxonomy places the organism in Eukaryota, Viridiplantae, Streptophyta, Magnoliopsida, Sapindales, Anacardiaceae. Gene Ontology annotation, cellular component: anaphase-promoting complex. Gene Ontology annotation, molecular function: protein binding; anaphase-promoting complex binding; ubiquitin ligase activator activity. The record is from RefSeq and is a predicted model, not a curated record.